UUCUGGUCUGCAGUGAUGGAGCGGAAUGGUAACCCAGUUGAAGACUACUCCCUCAAUGUCUUUUCUGUCACUCCACAUCAGUCAAACCGCUCUGAAGUCCAGGUGUCUGAUGAUGACAAAGCUGGUGCCACUUUACUCUUCUCUGGGGUCUUUUUGGGGCUAGUAGGAAUUACUUUCACCGUGAUGGGAUGGGUGAAAUAUGAAGGUGUUUCUUAUUUUGAAUGGACUCAGUUGCUAGGGCCAAUUCUGCUUUCAGUUGGUGUGACUUUCUUGCUGAUUGCAGUGUGCAAAUUUAAAAUGCUCACCUGCAAACCUUGCAGUGAGAAGGAAGAAAGAACAUCAGACAUGGACCAGACUCCUUGUGGACAGUCCUUUGUUUUCACUGGAAUUAGCCAGCCUAUAACUUUCCAUGGGGCUACAGUGGUGCAAUAUAUCCCUUCUCAUCGAGCCCAGGACAGUCUUGGUAUAAAUUCUGCAAAUUUCUACCAGGUUUGCAGUGAUCAUGGACUUCCUCCAUCUUCCAGAUCAAUCAUUCCUGGUCCCAGCUCUCCCCAGUAUUAUAAUGUCUACCCUUUGGAUAACUUUGCCUUUUCUGCGGAUGAGAGCCUCUCCGCUUAUCCUGCAGUGGACACUAGAAGGGAAAGGUCAACUGAUAGUUUCAAAGAACCUGAAGAAGCACUGGAUGAAAAUGUUUGCUAUGAUUUCUCACCUCCACCAUAUGAAAAAUUAUUUCCACUGUCAUCAUAAACAUUAAAA
This is a messenger RNA of Eublepharis macularius, 756 nucleotides long. RefSeq names its product transmembrane protein 174 (gene TMEM174). The coding region runs from base 16 to 747 and encodes 243 amino acids. The transcript has 2 exons. The record is from RefSeq and is a predicted model, not a curated record. Lineage: Eukaryota; Metazoa; Chordata; Lepidosauria; Squamata; Eublepharidae.